UGUCGAUAUCAGUUGUAGUAGCCUUGCCGCCUCUCUAAUUUAUGCCCGGCGUCCAUUUUAUUCGUCUCGGCCAUUGAGUCAUAUACAUGAACUUUCAUUAUUUUUGUUUUACACUAUUGGACAGUUUAUUUAUCUCGUUAUGAUUGCACGAAAUAUGUUUCACUGUUGUAAUAAAGAAAUAUUCGACAAAUUGCAGAAGCAGUUAUCGCUUUGUUCUAAAUGCUUUGGGCAACACUGGGACCUGUUCAGACAAAGAAACACGAUCCGAUAUUAUUUUGCCUAAAUCUCCCGUUUUCGAUCACACCUUCAGUGGAAUCACAUUUGGUAUGAAUAAAAACCGAUUUAUUGUUUUCUUGCUCUUCCUGUCGUCCAGCACAUAUGCGAAGCGAUAAUGAAAAAUAAAAAUUCCAGCAGUUUUGCCCAUAAUUCGUUUCUUGAUUUGUCGAAAGUUUUCAUUUGGUGACUGGCUGUCAUAUGGGACCACCAAUUAUGCGUUUUAAAUCUUCUGAGCAUGAUGUAGCCCAGUGUUACACCAUUCUGAGUGCCAACAGUUAUUUAAAUUUAUAUUAGAUGAUGAAUUUGCUGCACCAACUUAGUACAGAUGCAAUGCUGGAAAAUGGUGAAGAUAUUUGUUGGAAACCUGAGCCAGUCUACGGCGAGGGAAGAUAUACAGUUGAUGUUUGAAAAGUAUGGAAAAGUUACUGAAUGUGAUGUAUUGAAAAACUAUGGAUUUGUGCAUAUGGCAAGUUCAGAUGAGGCAGAGAAAGCUAUUCAGGAACUGGACGGAGCAUCAGUGAAAGGCAGCAGAAUGAGAGUGGAGAAAUCAACAGGAAAGUCUUCUAGAGGAGGAGGAGGAGGCAGAGGUGGUGGAGGAAAAAUGUCUCGUGGUCGUGGUGGUGGAGGUAGAGGGGGAGACAGAUAUGGCGGAGGUGGUGGUGGGGGUGGAUAUGGUGAUCCAUACAGACGUCCACCACCUUAUGGCGGUGGUGGUGGUGGUGGUGGCAGAGAUUCUUAUGACAGAUAUGGGGGUGGAUCAAGAGACAGGAUGCCCAUCAGCAGAGGGUAUGAUUCUUAUGACAGACGUCCACCACCAAUGGAUGACUAUAGAGACAGAUAUGGCGGAGGUGGUGGUGGUGGCUAUGGAAGUUAUGACGCUCGUCGUAGUGAGUAUGACAGGUAUGAACGACCCCCUGCACGAGAUCCAUACUACAGUGACCGUGGUGCCGCUGCCCGUCCCCCACCUGAGUACUACAACAGAAGGUAAACCACCUCCUCCAGGACCAGAAGAUGACAGACUAACAGGAUAUUCAAAUGGACAUGAUGCUGAUAAUUAUUAUGACAGAUUUUACAAGAAACCCGCACCGCCGCCACUGACACAAAAAUCAGUUUCACAAGGAUUCUUACAGAGUGAACCAUACUACUUUUAACCAGUCAUAUCAUUAAGUGUUGUUAUUCCGUCAAAUCAUGGAACCAAAUCAUGGAACCAAAUCAUGGAACCAAUUCCACCAGACCAAGGCAUUUUUUUAUUCGUUUUGUUUAUCCUGUUAGUUUGUUUGAGAUCAAAGUAUACUUAAACAAUUAUUUUAUAUAUGUUCAUUGUUGUCAUACAUGAAUCAUUGUGCAUAAUCGUCAUCACUUUUUUUAUAUCAUGAAUUUUGUGUGUAUGUAUGAACUAAUUUACAUUGUUCUGUCAAUUAUGUGUAACAGGGUUGUAAGUGUGGUACUUACAUGGACUCUUUUUAAUAAAUCUUUUGAGAGGACAGAAGUUAAUAAUCUCAAUUUAUUUUUAUUCUUCUUAGCUACAGCCUAAUUAAGACCCUAAAUGAUAGUUCAAUAUAUGAAUGAUAGUUUCACUGUACCUUAGGAUUUUGAACAAAUUUUUAUAUCAAUGGAACAGUAGAAUCUCUCAUUUCAUUAGAAUUCAAAGGUCAAAAGUUUAUAUGAGAAUUGCAAGCUGUUUCUGUUUCAGAAUUUAUAUUUACAUAUUACUGUUUCAAUGGGGCUAAAGAUGACAAUCUGAUUAUGGUUUAAAUGUACUUGGUAAAUAGCUGGCUGAUAUUCUUAUUUAAUUUUUCCGCCUGAUGAAAUUGUAUUGAAUAAAAAAAAUGCGAAAAAAACAGGGAUCAUUUUUUUUUGUACACAUUGUUUUUAUCCUGAUUUGUUCAUUUCAUUGUGAAUGAAAUGAUUAGAAUGAUUUCAUGUUGAUACAAUGAAAUGGUCCCAACUGUAAAAAGUUGUCAGCAAAGAAAGAAAAAAAGAUUUCAACCUGAGGUAAUUCUCUAUUUCACUAAGUUAGUGCCUUGUGUACUUUGUAUUUAUUAUUUUUUGGAUACCUUUGAUAAAGAUCUGUACAUGUUGUAUGCAGAAUUUGUGGACAAUUUU
Molecule: messenger RNA, 2382 nt
Organism: Mytilus trossulus (common blue mussel)
Lineage: Eukaryota; Metazoa; Mollusca; Bivalvia; Mytilida; Mytilidae
Exons: 6
Coding region: 602-1264 (220 amino acids)
Biological process (GO): positive regulation of mRNA splicing, via spliceosome
Cellular component (GO): spliceosomal complex; nucleus
Molecular function (GO): mRNA binding
Source: RefSeq, a predicted model, not a curated record